CCAUGAGUUGGCAAGAUCAAUAUGUUCGCUGCCUUGUUGAAACCACACCUGCCGCGCGGUUACCUCAUCUCCCGCAGCCGGUGUAACAUCCUCGUAGUACGCACUAUGGAGGCCUUGGCUACAAGCAACCCUAACAUCCCAAAGGAGGCCCCUAUGUCUACCGAGAAGCCAACAAAGAUCCCUCGCCUAGAGAAGGAGGACGCGGUCGCAAACGAGAACGGUUCGUCUAAGCUAAGCGAGGAGCCAGCUACCAGGCCCAGCGAGGAGCCAGCUCAGGUUGCAAUUGCGGAUGUGGAGGAGAAACUGCUUGUCAAGAAGCUUUCAGACAAGGCAACGCUACCUAAGCGGGGUUCUGCGGGCGCUGCUGGCUACGAUUUGGCCAGUGCUGAGGAGAAGGUGGUGCCUGCGCGCGGCAAGGCCCUCAUCAAGACCGACAUUGCCAUCCGCGUGCCGAAAGGCACCUACGGCCGCGUUGCUCCACGCUCUGGUUUGGCCUCUAAAAACUUCAUCGACACCGGUGCGGGUGUGAUUGACGAGGACUACCGCGGCAACGUGGGCGUGCUCCUCUUCAACCACUCGGACGAAGACUUCCAAGUCAAGGUCGGCGACCGCGUCGCUCAGCUGGUUCUGGAGCGCAUCGCUGUCCCUGACGUUGCUGAGGUGGAGGAGCUCGAUAGCACGGAGCGUGGCGCCAACGGCUACGGCUCCACCGGCGUUGCGGCCAAGUAACUGACACAAGAGAUGGAGCAGCUUGCAGCGCCACCUGAUACUGUACGACAUUGUGUCAUAUCGAUGUACCACCACUGUAUUUCCGUUGUGCAGGUUUGCUGGUAGUGAAUGAUUCGGCUGAUGGCUGGUGGGAAUCGUAGCGAGCGCACAAAGCAGGGGGGCUGGUCGUA
Molecule: messenger RNA, 899 nt
Organism: Astrephomene gubernaculifera
Lineage: Eukaryota; Viridiplantae; Chlorophyta; Chlorophyceae; Chlamydomonadales; Astrephomenaceae
Source: the annotation of a GenBank genome assembly